Messenger RNA from Brassica napus (rape), 1478 nucleotides. Its product is annotated as pathogen-associated molecular patterns-induced protein A70-like. The record is from RefSeq and is a predicted model, not a curated record. NCBI's taxonomy places the organism in Eukaryota, Viridiplantae, Streptophyta, Magnoliopsida, Brassicales, Brassicaceae. The transcript has a single exon. The coding region runs from base 56 to 1183 and encodes 375 amino acids.
GUAUGUUCACUUCUUCCGACAACAACAUAAACACUUAUAGAAAGAAAGAAAAAAGAUGGAGCUAGUAUCGACGGCGGCUAGCUGGUUAACUCCGACGACUCUCUUCCUUCUCCUCAAUCUUAUGAUCGGCACCAUCGUCAUCACGUCUCGAAUUGGAUCAUCAGGUUCAAGGAAACACCACCCGCAUCACGAUGGGUUCGGGUCGGGUCAUGCUCCGUCUCCUUUAGCCAGAGCUCCGUCGAUUAUCGACCGAGUCAAGUCCAUCAAUUUCCAUCUCUACAAAUUUCCCCACCCAGAAACCGAUCUUUUCUCGACGACGACCAACCACCACGAAGUAAUCGGGUCGGAUCUUCACGUGUAUCCUGACCCGAAUCCGGCUCCGUUACAACGCGCUCCUUCUCUUUUGGACCGUGUUAAAUCCAUCAACAUGUCAUCAUACUUCAAGUUCCCUCACGACGUAACCGGGUCGGAUCCUCACUCUCACUCGGAUCCGAAUCCGACUCCGCUACAACGUGCUCCUUCUCUCCUGGAUCGGGUCAGAUCCAUCAACAUGUCACACUUCAAAUUCCCGCAGUAUACCCACGAGGAAAAUGACUCCGCAACUCACACGGAACCGACCCGAUUCGAAAACAUUCCGACCCGUAUGCGUCGGGUUGAACCGAUUGAUAUAUCAAAAUUCAGGAUACCGGAGGAAGACCAACCGACCGGAACCCGGUUCGAUAAUCAAAUCAACCCGCCCGGUUUAACUCGAGCUCCGUCUAUCUUAGAACGUGUCAAGUCCAUCAAGCUAUCCUCUUUCUACAGAUCCGACCCGGAUACCAACCCCGAUCAAAGUCCUGACCCGGAUUCGAUAACCCACGAAGACCACAAGCCGGUUAAGAGCAAAUCGGAGUCCAAGAAACCGGUUAAGAAGAAGAAGAAAGCGACGGGGAAGAUGACGAAGUCAGCCAGCGAGAAGUCCGGUUUCGGUUUCGCCGGAAACAGCGAGGAGGCGGAGAGCUUGGAGUCCGUCGAGCGAAGAAGACCGGAGACGACGAGAGUCGAGAGAUCGACGUCGUUUGGCGACGGAGAAGACGGCGUCGACGCGAAAGCUUCCGACUUCAUCAACAAGUUCAAGCAGCAGCUGAAGCUACAGAGACUCGAUUCGAUUCUGAGGUACAAGGAGAUGCUCAAGGCGAACUGAUGCGAAAUUACGUUGGCUACCCCUCGGUGGAGAUUGUAUUAAUUAAACCUCAUCGCCGCCGUCUCCGCCGUAUUCACAGAGGAGAUACGGGAGUACUGGAUAUUGUCGGAAUUACCGAUAAUGCCCCUGUAUGUUGAGGAUAUUAAUGUAAUUUUGGUGGAUUUUUUUUUGUAAGUUAAUAGCAGACAAAAAAAACGUAGCUGCUUAGUGAAGUGUGGCGUUAUUUUUGGAUCUGGGACGUUGUUUUGCGUCCAAGUUCUAUUGUUCAACCACUUGUGAAGUAACGUUUCCUAGA